UUGGUGACUUGGGAGCCGGGCGACAAGGAGAAUCCGCAUACUUGGAGUCCGACGCGGCGGUGGGUGGUUACUUUGGUGUUGAACACGCUGCCGCUGUUCGUCAAUAUUGGGUCGAGUAUUCUCAGUGGUUCAUCGGCAGAUAUGGAGAAGCUGUAUCAUGUGUCGUCGGAGGUCACCAUCCUGAUGACCAGUGUGUUUCUACUGGGGUUUACUUUUGGUCCGCUCAUGUUCGGCCCAUUGUCGGAGCGCAUCGGGCGCAAGAUUCCCAUCACCAUCGGCGUGACGCUAUUCGCGACGUUCUGCAUUCCGAUCGCGGUGGCUCAAAACUACUACACCAUUUUGAUUAGUCGCUUCUUCAGCGGUCUAUUCGGCUCAGCUGCUAUGGCUGUGACUGGUGGCGCCAUAGCCGACAUCUGGCCGGACCCGAUCAUCCGUGGCGUGGGAAUGGAUAUCUUCAUCCUGACCGGUUUCUUUGGGCCCAUCAUCGGCCCCAUCAUUGGCAACUUUAUCACCCAGAGCUAUCUGGGCUGGCGCUGGGUCAUGUGGGUGACUGCCAUCAUUGCCUACAGCUUCAUCAUCUUCGCCUUCUUUGUCGUUCCAGAAACAUACGCUCCAGUACUGCUGACCCGCAAGGCCGCCCGUCUGCGUCUACAGACCAAGCAAUGGGCGUUGCAUAGUCGACUGGAGGAAAAUGACACGGAUUUCAAGACCUUUGCCAAGGCGUAUUUGCUGCGGCCGUGGGUCCUGCUGGCGACGGAGCCCAUCUACCUGGUGGUCACCAUUUACAUGGCAUUCGUUUACGGUCUUCUCUUUCUCUUCUUCGAGGGCUUUCCAAUCGCAUUCGAGCAGGUCCGUGGUUGGAAGCCACAAAUCGCAGCCCUUCCAUUCCUGGGCCUCGCAAUCGGGGUCAUCAUAGCGGGCUUUGCCAUCAUCUGGUACACAAUGACCUUUUACAAGCGACAGAUUCAAUCCACCCCCGGGCUAUCGGUGCCAGAACGUCGUCUACCCCCGAUGAUGGUCGGCGCGGUGCUGCUUCCCCCGGGCAUGUUCUGGGCAGCCUGGACCAGCCACGCAUCGACGCCGUGGCCAGCGCAGGUGGCGGCCUACAUUAUCGUGGGGGCAUGUCUGUUCACCAUCUUCGUGCAGGGUUUCAAAUACAUCGUGGACGUGUAUUUGAAUGUCGCCAACAGCGCCAUCUCGGGCAACACA
Messenger RNA from Aspergillus sclerotioniger CBS 115572, 1209 nucleotides. Its product is annotated as MFS general substrate transporter. Gene Ontology annotation, molecular function: transmembrane transporter activity. The transcript has 3 exons. Gene Ontology annotation, biological process: transmembrane transport. The annotation marks the transcript as partial. The record is from RefSeq and is a predicted model, not a curated record. Lineage: Eukaryota; Fungi; Ascomycota; Eurotiomycetes; Eurotiales; Aspergillaceae.